UGUUAAAAAUCCUAAUAUUCUAAUCCAUAUUUCUUCAUUUUGUCUAUAUCUAUGAUCAUCAAUUAACCUCAUUGAAUCCUUAUAUGAUUCCAGUUCCAAAGAGUUCAAAAAAUAUGUUAUCAGUUACUAUUACUGAGUUGUUGAAUUUAUAUAGAAAUUGAGUUGAUUCAGGGUACAAUGAGAAAUCAUGGAAAAAUGUUCAAUUUCGUUCGGAAAAAAUCUACCUGGAUUAAACCUCAAGGAUUCAAUACAGGCAUUAACAUAUAUAAUUGUAUUGCUAAAGAAAAAGUACCCUUAAUAACAAAACAAAAGGGAAUUCUUACUUGGUACACUUGUGGGCCAACUGUAUAUGAUGAUGCUCAUAUUGGUCAUGCUAGUUGUUACCUGAAGAUUGAUAUUCUACAACGAAUUAUGUCUAGGUAUUUCAAUUUUAAUAUAGUAACGGCUAUGAAUAUAACAGAUAUUGAUGACAAAAUAAUUAAGAGGUCAAAAGAGUUAGGUAAGCCAUAUGACAAGAUUUCUGCAUUUUAUGAAGAUAGAUUCUGGGCUGAUUUAGAUAAAUUCAAUAUAAGUAAACCAAAUAUUGUUUUGAAAGUUACUGAAAAUAUAGGUGAUAUAAAAGAAUUUAUUGAUAGACUAGUGAAAAAUGAUUUGGCAUAUGAAAAGGACGGAUCAGUUCUAUUUAAUAUUAAAGGAUAUACUAAUUAUGGAAAACUUGUGAAUUUGCAAAAGAAUGAAGAAAAUGAAAAUCAAGAGUUGUCAGAUUGUGUUUUAUGGAAAAAAAACAAAUCUGAAGAACCUUUUUGGGAGAGCCCUUGGGGUAACGGAAGGCCUGGGUGGCAUGUUGAAUGUUCUGUAUUAGCCAGCAAAUUGUUUGGUUCUUCUAUUGAUAUACAUGCUGGUGGAAUGGAUUUAAAAUUUCCACAUCAUGAAAAUGAAGAAGCUCACUCUUGUGCUUAUCAUUCAUGCUCCCAAUGGGUGAAUUAUUGGAUGCAUAUUGGGCAGUUGUAUUGUAAAUCUUCUAAUAAAAUGAGUAAAUCACUUAAAAAUACGAUAAGCGUAAAUACGUUAUUAGAUUAUAUAGAGCCUGAUGAAUUCAGAAUGGCAUGCUUGAUGUCCCAUUAUAGAAGUAGAAUGGAAUAUAGCGAUGAGAUGUUAAAAAUGGCCAAGACUAUACUGAAGAAGUAUAAAUAUUUCUUGAAAAAUUGCGAUAAUUAUUGUAUAACUAACAAAGAUGUGAUAGUAGAUGAUGAAAGUGUUAAAUAUCUCUUGUUAGAAAGUAAGGAAAAUGUUCAUGAAGCUCUUUGUGAUGAUUUCAAUACUCCAGAAGUUAUCAACACUCUAAAUAAAAUAAUAAAAAUUACUAAUCCAUUACUAAGCACCAAAAAUGUUUCCAUAUCUACAGUUAUAGGAUUGAGAAAUUUUGUUUGUCAAAUAUUAGAAUUAUUCAAAAUAUAUGAAAUGGAGACACCGAAAACUUCAAAUGAAAACAACAAUGAAGAAAUGAUCGAAAUAUUGAAAAAUUUUAGACAAAAUAUACGAAAAAUUGGAAUUACUACAAAAAAUAAUGAGAUAUUAAAUUAUUGUGACGAAGUAAGAGAUUUGUUGAGGAGUAAGGGAAUAGAUAUCAAUGAUGAGAGCCAAAAAAAAAUUAUGAUGAAAUAAAACCUUUUUUAAAUGCAA
Harmonia axyridis is the source of this 1683-nucleotide messenger RNA. It is a transcript of the gene CysRS-m, whose product is annotated as probable cysteine--tRNA ligase, mitochondrial. Bases 178 to 1665 code for a protein of 495 amino acids. Gene Ontology annotation, cellular component: cytoplasm. The record is from RefSeq and is a predicted model, not a curated record. NCBI's taxonomy places the organism in Eukaryota, Metazoa, Arthropoda, Insecta, Coleoptera, Coccinellidae. The transcript has 2 exons. Gene Ontology annotation, biological process: cysteinyl-tRNA aminoacylation. Gene Ontology annotation, molecular function: ATP binding; cysteine-tRNA ligase activity.